AUGGCCUCCUUUCCCAACAAUUACAUACCUGCAUUUCCGUCUGAUCGCGCGAUCGAUGAGAGAGUCCAAGAAUUUGUAUCGAGAUUCUACGAGACAUCUGAUGACCCAACAAAGAAUGAAGAGUGGUUGGGAUAUUUCCUACCCGAUGCCGUAAUUAUUAUAGGCGACAAAUCGGCUAAGGGAACUGAAGGACUUCGGAAAUUCCGCCAAGGCAUGUGGGAACAUGUGGAACAACGAAGACAUACCCCGGAGAAGGUGUUUCCUGCUUCAUUUGGGGGAACCGGAGAUGGAGCUUAUGUUGAGUAUAUGCUUCAUGGUUCUUUGGAUCUAAUCACGAAAAAUGGCGAGAAGCAAGCUAUUUCUUGGGCGGGACGUGCGGUGCUGAAAGAUGUGGAGGGUAAUUUGAAGUAUCAAUACUAUGAGGUCUACUUGCAUAAGUGA
This is a messenger RNA of Hypoxylon trugodes, 441 nucleotides long. RefSeq lists its product as uncharacterized. The record is from RefSeq and is a predicted model, not a curated record. Bases 1 to 441 code for a protein of 146 amino acids. NCBI's taxonomy places the organism in Eukaryota, Fungi, Ascomycota, Sordariomycetes, Xylariales, Hypoxylaceae. The transcript is spliced from 2 exons.